AUGUGCCACGGACAUCCGCAUAUCCACGGCUGUGGCCACCAAUCCAUGACUUGGCAUUACUGCCCGUCAGCCCUGAUCGACCUUGAGACGGGGUACGAGACAGCGUGCUCCAAUGUCACCUUUGCUGCUCCCCAGCCAUCCAAUGCCGCCUGUGUGCUGAUCAAUUGCGAUUACCGCAGUGGGGGCACAGGGUGGACGUGCUGCAACUGCGGAGGGCGUAACACGAGCGGGUGGUGCAAGAACAUGUCGCCCAAUCCCAAAUGGGAGAAGAACACGAUCACCAACGAAUGGGAAUGGAUCGAGACCUGUGACCACGGGUGUUGUCGGAAUUGUGCCAAAGACUGUACGUCCUGA
Molecule: messenger RNA, 354 nt
Organism: Podospora anserina S mat+
Lineage: Eukaryota; Fungi; Ascomycota; Sordariomycetes; Sordariales; Podosporaceae
Exons: 1
Coding region: 1-354 (117 amino acids)
Source: RefSeq, a predicted model, not a curated record